GAAACACUCUUCACAAUCAGCAACACAAGAUACGGUUCAAAGAUCAUCCAAAUCAGUGAUCACUAUAUUUCUUUAGUGCUGGUAAUUCCUACAGAUCUUAACAAAGUCUUCAACUAUGGUGACAAUUCAACCAAUCUAUGAAUACUAUGAUUUUAACAGCACCGAUGAUCUGAACCAACAAUGGGAAUUGCCUUGUAACAAAAAAGAGGUUAAACAGUUUGCCAGAUUUUUUAUACCUCUUUUUUAUUCAAUCAUGUGUGUGACUGGCCUCUUAGGGAAUUCUUUGGUAAUUGUGAUAUACGUUUUCUAUGAGAAACUGAAAACCGUGACAAAUAUCUAUAUGGUAAAUCUAGCGGUUGCUGACUUGCUCUUCCUCUGCACUCUUCCAUUCUGGGCAGUUAAUGCGUGCCAUGGAUGGAUUUUUGAUACUUUUAUGUGUAAAGUUAUGAAUGGUGCAUACACGGUAAACUUCUACAGUUGCAUGUUAAUACUCACUUGUGUGAGCAUCAACAGGUACAAUGUGAUUGUUCAAGCAACAAAAAUGCUCAAUUGUAAAUACCGAAGAUGUCACAGUGUAGUCUGCACAGCAGUAUGGCUGUUAGCAAUCAUUUUGUCUCUUCCUCAAUUCAUUUUCAGUGAAGCACGUACUGAUUCAUCCUCUAAAAUAUGCUCCAUGGUUUAUCCUACUAAUUUGAGCGUUGCUAUCAAAGUACAAGUGAACAUAAUACAGAUGACUGUGGGAUUUUUGAUACCCUUUGCGGCUAUGGUUAUUUGCUAUUCAAUCAUUGCAAAAACUCUGCUUCACGGUAAAGGUUUCCAAAAACAUAAGUCGUUAAGAAUUAUAUUUGUAAUAGUAAUUGUAUUUGUUUUUUGCCAGUUGCCAUUCAAUAUUGUGAAAUUAAUGGAAACUCUGUCAAUCAUCAACAAUGUUUCUAUUAAGUGUACUGAUAGUAUAAAAGUUGACUAUGCAAUUAUUGUAACUAAAUGUAUAGCAUAUGUCCACUGUUGUCUCAAUCCUAUUCUGUAUGUAUUUUUUGGAGUGAAGUUUAAAAAAUAUAUUUUUAAGUUCAUGAAAGAUAUUGGAUGCAUUGGUCAAAAUCGACUGGCUCUGUAUAUGCGAACUGAACCUGAGACUUCGCAGUUUGGCUCGGGUAUGUCAGAUACAGUUAAGCCUGAAGUUACAAGCAUGCAUACUUUAUGAAAGCAACAUUUUAAUUGUUUGGUUCAUAGAAGUUCCAGCAAAGAAGAGGAUUCUUCCUCUCUGUCAGUGACUGGAUCAUGUCACCUCAUACCCUUUCAUAGAAAUUUCUUUAAACAUUUUUAUGGUCAGCCAGAUAUUUGACACACGAGGAAACCCAUCAUAUGUUUUAGAGUAUCUUUUUUCUUACAAGGCUCCACAUAUGUGUGCCAGCCCAGAGCAAAUGCGAUUCUCUCCCUGGAGGGAUGCACUCUGCUUAUUUAGUUCUAAAAUUUGCUCCAUGGUUUAUCCGUUUAGAAUUAGGUUCAGGUUGGCAAGAGCCAAGGCUUGGGAAGCCCAAAAUAAUAC
Messenger RNA from Callorhinchus milii (elephant shark), 1546 nucleotides. Its product is annotated as C-X-C chemokine receptor type 6-like. The transcript has 2 exons. The record is from RefSeq and is a predicted model, not a curated record. Gene Ontology annotation, biological process: chemotaxis; G protein-coupled receptor signaling pathway; immune response. NCBI's taxonomy places the organism in Eukaryota, Metazoa, Chordata, Chondrichthyes, Chimaeriformes, Callorhinchidae. Bases 116 to 1201 code for a protein of 361 amino acids. Gene Ontology annotation, molecular function: chemokine binding; chemokine receptor activity; scavenger receptor activity. Gene Ontology annotation, cellular component: membrane.